Puntigrus tetrazona (Sumatra barb) is the source of this 1318-nucleotide messenger RNA. RefSeq lists its product as uncharacterized. Bases 130 to 906 code for a protein of 258 amino acids. Lineage: Eukaryota; Metazoa; Chordata; Actinopteri; Cypriniformes; Cyprinidae. The record is from RefSeq and is a predicted model, not a curated record. The transcript has 6 exons.
UUGUCGCCUGGCGUGACGCAAUGGAGACACCUGAUUCCCGGAUCACGUGACGGCGCUGUCCUAAGCUGUCAACUUGUCGUGGCUUUCAGGAUAGGAAAUUAAACUCGCGUUCUCGAUUAAAGAGACAAAAUGACUCAUGCGUUUAAAAACUGUUCAAACUUGAUGGUCACCGGAGCCAGUCGAGGCCUCGGGCUGCAGAUAGUUGAGAGUCUGGUAACGGGAGGCUUCUCUCCCGGGAAGAUUAUCGCUACUGCUCGCAAUCCAGAAGGAGCAAAGGAUUUGCAAACGUUGGCAGAAGAACAUGAAAACGUGUACGUUAUUAAACUGGAUGUUACAUGUCAGGAGAGUAUAGAGAGAGCCGCAACUGAGGUGGAACAGCUCGUUCACGAGGAGGGUCUUAACUGUCUCAUCAACAAUGCUGGAAUUAAUGUAGUUGCCAACCUUGAGACGGUGACUGCCGACAAGAUGUUGGAAAACUUUCACACCAACUCUGUUGCCCCGUUGAUGAUCACCAAGGCCAUGCUCCCACUGCUGAAGCGAGCGGCUACAAAGGGCACAGGGAUGGGAAUGGGCAUCCACAGAGCAGCAGUCAUCAAUAUGACAUCUCUACUGGGUUCGAUUGAGCUGUACUGGGGUGAUCGUGCCGGCACUUUCAAAUGGUAUCCAUACAGAACAUCAAAGAGUGCACUGAACAUGGUCACCAGAUGCUUGGCAGUGGACUUGGAGGCAGAUGGGAUCCUGUGUAUGGCUCUGCAUCCAGGCUGGGUACGCACUGAUAUGGGUGGACCUGAAGCACCAUUGAGCUCUGAAGAAAGCAUUUCCAGUGUGUUGUCUGUGAUUGGUGGUUUAACUGAAAAGGAUCAUGGGUCAUUUCUUCACUAUACUGGUGAACAACUACCCUGGUGAUGCUGCAGGUGUUUUUCAGAUGCAAGAAAUAGAGGCUUUAUUUUUGUUCUGCUUUACAUGUAUGUACUGUAUGUAUAUUUACAUUAUUGGCAUUAAAAGCAUUGAAUUAAUGGUAACAUAUUGUCUGGUAAAUAAUGAACAAUCUUUUCAUCAUUUAUUCUUGUUUAACUGCACCAAACCAGCAAAUUGUGAAUAACAUUCAGAAUUUCAGUUAUCUUCAUAAAGUACAUCAGGGUAUCAGAAAAGAUUUUCUAAAAAUAUCGGAAACUACCUUUUAGCAUAUUUAUUAUUUAUUAACAGCUUUGUAUUGCAUUAAAAUGUUGUGGGUGUACUGUACUGACAUUAAAUGAGUUUGCUAAUAUUGUUAAAUCAAAACUGUAUGUAUAUGUAUGAAUAAAACUGUAUUCUGUUA